AUUAUGACCGUGUUGGGAGGAUACACGGCCACCUGUGUGUAGGCUGCCAGUUGCAUAUCACUCGCCGCCGCUAUCGUCAUCCCCAAUUCCCCCCUCCUCCUCCUCUUGAUAAAAUCUAUAGCACAAAUGGAUUAACGGAUGAUUGCAUCACCAUCGUUAAUGGCUUCUUCAUCUUCAUAUUGCGUCAAAAUCGAUGGAUUACGCGGUACUGACACCACCGCAUUCAUCCCAAUUUCAGUUGCUUCUUCCAUUUGCGCCUGCCAAUUUUCCCCUAAAUCCCUAAUUUUGAGUCGGCCAUCUAUCAAUCUUAAACUCAAGUUCGUUGAUGCACUUUUCCAAAUUCCUAAUGGUGGAUUUGGAAUUCAUUGUAACCGACCGAGGAUUUUCACCAAGACUCUGGUGGUUAGAGCCGAGGCGAACCAGAUUGAAGAUGAGGAACCUGUUGAGGUUAACAAAAACCAUGGUUCAUCAAAAGAGGAUGCAGAUUUAAUGCAACAGCAGAAAUCAAGUCAGUUAGCAAAAAGGGUUGUCUUUGGACUUGGAAUUGGAAUUUCUGCUGGUGGAGUCGUUCUAACAGGAGGAUGGGUAUUCUCUGUGGCCUUAGCUGCUGCUAUAUUUGCUGGUUCAAGAGAAUACUUUGAAUUGGUUAGAAGUCAUGGAAUUGCUUCUGGAAUGACUCCCCCUCCUCGCUAUGUGUCGCGAGUUUGCUCUGUUAUCUGUGCUCUUAUGCCUCUAUUGACACUAUAUAAGGGUCAAAUUGAUGUUUCUGUUACAUCAGCGGCCUUUGUUGUUGCUAUUACAUUACUGUUACAAAGGGGAAAUCCUCGUUUUUCGCAGCUAAGCAGUACAAUAUUUGGCCUGUUCUAUUGCGGCUAUCUUCCUUCGUUCUGGGUUAAACUUAGAUGUCGUUUAACAGCACCUGCCUUAAAUACUGGAGUGGGAGCUACAUGGCCUGUACUUUUAGGUGGUCAAGCUCAUUGGACGGUGGGUCUUGUUGCCACGUUGAUAUCUAUCAGCAGCAUAAUUGCGGCAGAUACAUUUGCUUUUGCUGGUGGCAAGGCAUUUGGAAGGACACCGCUUACCAAUAUUAGUCCUAAGAAAACAUGGGAGGGAGCUCUUGCAGGCUUAACAGGAUGCAUAGCCACCUCUGUAAUAUUGUCAAAGAUCUUUUCAUGGCCUACAUCUGUGCUCAGUGCAAUAGGUUUUGGUGUCCUGAACUUCUUUGGCUCUCUUUUCGGUGACCUUCUUGAGUCGAUGAUCAAGAGAGAUGCUGGUGUUAAAGAUUCAGGAUCCCUCAUUCCCGGCCAUGGUGGGAUACUGGACAGGGUGGAUAGUUACAUAUUUACAGGUGCACUUGCUUAUGCUUUUGUUCGUAACUUGCUACCCGUUUAUGGAGUUUGAAUCAAACUAAGCAAACGUGUAUAUGCGUUGUGCUAGAAAUGGUAGAGAUGAUAAGUCUGCAUUGUGAAAGGUAAGUAAGAAAUACGUAUACAGUUUGUAUUCUUGAGUUUAGAAGAAACAAUCGACUCUCUAGUUUCGUUUCACUAGAUGCCAAUAAUUAAAUGUGUCGAAUAUUGUUACAUUUCAAUCAAUAAUAAUACCUUAUAGAGCUCUAUG
This is a messenger RNA of Cynara cardunculus var. scolymus (artichoke), 1617 nucleotides long. RefSeq names its product phosphatidate cytidylyltransferase 4, chloroplastic-like. The coding region runs from base 139 to 1401 and encodes 420 amino acids. Gene Ontology annotation, molecular function: transferase activity, transferring phosphorus-containing groups. The record is from RefSeq and is a predicted model, not a curated record. The transcript has 7 exons. Gene Ontology annotation, cellular component: membrane. NCBI's taxonomy places the organism in Eukaryota, Viridiplantae, Streptophyta, Magnoliopsida, Asterales, Asteraceae.